CCGGUCAUGGCUGCCGUCGACGAUUCAAAGUCGUCUUUGCAACGCCUUCUUUCCCUCGACAAAUCCUUUGAUUCUUUUGAAGAGCGUGUUCAAGAAGCUGCUCGAAUCCUUGACAUCUCUCUAGAUCCCCAAUCCGCUCCCGAAUCUCCUGCUUCUUCCUCGCUCUCACAUACUGCCCGUCUGGACUUUGUAUUGCGUUGGCUUCUCGACAAGCUCUCUGCCCAGUCAGACACUUGCCAAUGUCUUCCAUCAUGGAUCCUCCUGCGUCGUAUUCUUGAGCGCAUGCCCUCUGCUGCCCUGGCUAAGUCCUUGUCUGCCGCCAGUCCGAUCAACACCUGCUCGAACGCUCUCGCUCAACUCUUCCCACCCACCUCGUCUCCAGCUCCGAACACUACAGAAGACGCCAAACGCUCCUCGAAAAAGAGAAAGAGGCAAAGUGCUGCCAAUGACACGACGUCAGAUCAUCCUGCUCUCAUCUUUGGCCAGAUCACGGCUUCGAUCUGUCUUUUGAUCUCCCGUUCGACCCAGUCCCCAUCUGCGACAGACGCUGCCUCGGAGAAUCGCGUCCACGCUCUUUUACGUCUUGAUCACGCAGAUCUGGUCCGCUUUGUCAAGCAUACUCUUUAUGCCUUGCUACACCUAAGAUCCUCGCAAAACCUUCCCAUCUCUCUUGUGGCGUCUUCAUUGGCUCUCAUUCAAGACUUGGCUAUCCUGCAACCCAACGCUUCAGUCGACCCUCUGGAUAUCUCCUUCUGCACCGAGUGCUUGUGGCCGGCUGCUCUCCUUCUACAACUCUUGCAAUCGGACCUGACUUCAGAUGGUGCUUCCCAGCAACAUGCACAACAUGCCAUCCGAUCUCUCGAUCGUUUGCUGGCAACACAUCUUUUCGUACCAGCAAGAGUUGCGUUUUAUAGCUCAAAGGCCGUCGUACANAANAAACGCCAACAAGCAGAGGUUCCCGGCUUGGUACAGAGAUUGGAGUCUUUGCGAUCACAGAUCACCGCUCUUCUCGAUGCAGACGCUUCAGACCUCGUCAAGCAAGACCAACUUUCCCAUGCAUAUGGAUGCGUGCCGUUGUUACUAGAUCUGGCUGUUCGCUGUGCGCCCAUUGCCAAUCCCAAGCAAAGGAUAAUCGAGGCNCCCUGGAUCCACCUUGUAUUCAAUUCCUUGUCGGAUACGAUAACUCCUUCCUCAAAAGCUUCUGACGCUGCGAUCGUCAAUCAGAAACUGAAGGACAUGUUGGAUGUGCUCUCAAGCAAGAGUUUGGUGCUUGAUGCCGAUGUGCUGAGUGAGAUGUUGGCUCAGCGAUGUAACUUGUCUACAUCUCUUCCUGAUUUCCCUCUUGUUGCAAAAAUUCUCAACAUGAACGCAAGCAUGUUCACAGACCUCAACGCUGCUCCGGCCAAGGCAUUGUUCGAAGCACUAACAAGUAAUGGGGAAGCAAAAGCAUCCACAGUCUCAGGCUCGGUCUCCGCCGAUGACUGGGAGAACCCUCGAACUAUCUGCUAUAAGAUUGUGGUACCUCUGAUGCACGCUUAUGCUCGUACUCGCAAUCUUCCCACUUUCCUCGAUCAGUGGUCCUUAUGUCUCAGCAUCCAGAUAUCUUCGAAGAAGACAUCCAAGUGGCUUCUCUGGGCAGACUUGUCCUUGGAGGAGUCAUUGAGAACCAUAUUGGAGACGUCUCUGACAUCUGCACAAAUAUCAGAGCUAUUGGAAUCUCGCCAGAGGGCAUUGACUCAGUCGGUUGCAUCGUCCUCUGUUGCAAGUUCCGAGGCCUUUGCAAAUAUUGUCUUGCUCAAUGCCAUCAUCGGUGCUUUGAAGACUGACGCUACGAUUGACACUCUUGUGCUUCAUCUAGAGUCACUGCUUUCUGCCAUGGAGAGUGCUUUCCUUCAUCCCGCGGACAUCAAUGGUCUUCUUUCUGCUCAUAUGAUCGGUUUAUGUUCGCGAAUCUAUCAGCUAUGGUACCCAAUCUGGUCAACUUCCAAGUCGAGCGAAGAGGUACAGAUGAGGAACUCAGCACUGCUUGACGGCCCUAUCACACGGUUUGCCCUNGAAAAGAUUCAGAGCGGCUCGAAACUAAAGUCUGGCACCUCUGCUGGUAAUGUGUCGGAAGUCGAUUCUGCGUUUGUCUUCAUCGCCUCCAUAUGCGAUAUGCAAAGGCAAUUAACUGGACACGAAUCCGAUUACGCGCAUCUCUUCUGUCGUGCAGCUUUGCCCUCUCAGGACGGGGACAAAUCUCGUAGUUACGCUUCACAGCGACCUGCCGCUUUCUUGACGGUUCUCACUGGUUACCCAGGACUUCUUGCUUGUAUACCUGCGACUGAGCGAGUCCAGCUCUUCAAAGACCUAUUCAGCAGCUUCUUCUCUGUGUCUCCGCGCUCGAGCUCUGUGCUUCUCGAGUUCUUGGACGCGGUGUUCGCAGCUAGCGAUCUCUCAAUCAAAGACGAUCUUUUUACGGUAGUCUGUGAAACAAUAGAGAGUUUCGAUGCAUCUGGGUCGUGGCUUGAUAUUCUUCUGCAGUGGCCGUUGAAAGGAUUCUCUCGCCAACAGCGCGAGAAGAUCUUGGACGUCAUUGUAUCCUCGGUGACCAAAGAAAGGCUCAGUGGACAAGCCAAACAGCAGGGCCUCGAUCUGAUUGCAGUACUUCUUGAGCUACCAAAUGCAACAGCCAAGAUCUCGGUGGCGCCUGAUGUGCUAUGGGGUCUGGCCAGCGUGUCUUACAAUAACACUGAGCUGAAUGCUUUCGAGGAUAUUUGUAAGCGCCUUCUUGGACACAUCAUUGAUACCAAAGAGCAGGAUCGAAGUAAGGCCUACCUAGAACAACUUUCUGUGCUCGUAUCGGAUUUUGUCAGCAAACAGAAAGACUUGGACGCAAAGCGCUUUGCGAAGAAGCUGCGUAGUCUGGUUGAAGAGUCGAAAGACGUUCCCAUCCCAAUCCUGGUCCGAUGCUUCCAGCAGCUAUCUUCGGCCGCACACAAAGCUGAUUCCAUUGACAUAUGCACAAGUGCCGAGCAUCUACUAACGAAAGAAACUGAUGCCGGCCAAUACUGGGCCAUCACUGACUCUGUCAUCAAGAGUAUGCAGAAUAUGUCCGAGAACGAAAAGCUCUCUUUGAUCGAACGAAUUCUGCCUGCCUCGGUUCAACAGUGCACGGCAGAAAAAGUCAUGUUAGUGCGAUGCAUUAUCACUGCAAUGCAUGUUUCCCGCAAGCAGGGCGCCGCUGCUUCGGAAGCUGGUUCGGUGUCUGUCCUUGUACGCCUGCUAGAACUUUUGAAUGCUUGCUCCGAGUACGACGUCCAUCAGCAGUUGGUCGCCUGUGUCGUCGCUGUUUUGAGAGAACAGGUGUGUCUGAGAAGUUCUACUUCACCUGAACAACUUACUAACAACCUAUUUAGNCCUAACCUUGUUACGCAAUACUCUGUAGAGAUGACCAUCGCUACAGUNGACCACUCUGCGUCACCCUCAUCGCCGAUUAAGAGUGUCAAGCAAGCAUCAUUGAUGUUCGAGGGCCUUUGUACAAUUACCCAAAGCCUCUUGCAGUUCCAUCGUCCUAGUCUCGGCGGCCGGUUCCAUCUCCUCGUUCCAUUGAUGCAAAGACUACUUUCCUGCCUCUUCUUACCUAGCAAUAGAGAUGCGGGAACCGUCAACAGAUUCAAACACCCAGCAUGGCUCGAUCCGAUGACUGCUUCAUUGAUUCUGAAGCACGCGCAAAAUUACUCGAGGCUUCUCGAAAACCUUUGCAACCCACCACAGUUUAACGUGGCUGGAAGCCGAGGAAAGGGACCUGACCUCGUCGACGAGACACGCAAAGCUCGCAUGCAUGUUGCCCAACAUACUCCCCACAUUCUUCACUACUACUGCACUCUUAUCUUGAACGGUAAACUAGGCGAAGGCAUGCGAGAUGCCCUUACGCCAGGCAUGUGGGCAAUCCUCGAUGUCGCCGAGAUUGGUGCAGAUGACAGCCGUGGCGUCAAAGCAUUGAGCUCCAGUAUGGGCAAUGCUGAUCGUGCCGUCUUGAGAGGCAUUUGGGAAGACUGGCGACGAUUCGGUGGAGCUUGGAAGGGUUAG
Aureobasidium vineae is the source of this 4071-nucleotide messenger RNA. The record is from the annotation of a GenBank genome assembly. NCBI's taxonomy places the organism in Eukaryota, Fungi, Ascomycota, Dothideomycetes, Dothideales, Saccotheciaceae.